Molecule: messenger RNA, 297 nt
Organism: Microthlaspi erraticum
Lineage: Eukaryota; Viridiplantae; Streptophyta; Magnoliopsida; Brassicales; Brassicaceae
Source: the annotation of a GenBank genome assembly
AUGUCCGUCCAACUAAUUGAGCUCGCUUCACUGUCUUCUGCUCUAACCUCUUCCCUGCUUCUCACUAAAUCCGGCGAUUGCUCAAACUUUUGCUCUCGAGCCAAGCCCUGUAAAGAAGCUGCAUUGAAUUCAGAGAGAUGUAAAAGCUUUGGGAGAUGGCGUUGGUGGUUGGUUGGAGACGGAAGUUCCAUUCACAUACAAAUAUACAAUAUCAGGCGAGAAGAUAGCAGCAACAUCCGAACCGGAAAAAAUGAUGAAUGCCUUUUUAGCACACUUCCAAGGAGUGUUCACACUUGA